Anolis carolinensis (green anole) is the source of this 1132-nucleotide messenger RNA. RefSeq names its product WASH complex subunit 1-like. The record is from RefSeq and is a predicted model, not a curated record. Bases 1 to 882 code for a protein of 293 amino acids. The transcript has 2 exons. NCBI's taxonomy places the organism in Eukaryota, Metazoa, Chordata, Lepidosauria, Squamata, Anolidae.
AUGGGUGCGAGGUUUGCCUGUUAUUCAUGGCCACGAGAGCAGGGUGGUGUGGCUGUGGAUGUGUGUGUGUGUGUUCUCCUUCGAGGGGGGCCUCGUCCUCGUCUUCUUCCUCCUCCUCCUCCUCCUCCUGGCCCCCCUCCCUCCCCCGGCGUGGCAAAAACUCAAUCGCAAUCUGCCAUCUUGAGCCGACUCUGGGUCUCUCCGGAGCGGAGCCUCCGUUGCAGCCGCCGCCAAAGCGUCGCCCCGCCGCCUCCUGCCCGCAUCCCUUUCUCCCCGCGCCGCUCCGGGGACUGCGAGCCCAGGUCUUCCUGGGAGGGGAGCGGGGAGGCAGCCGGGAAACCGGGAAGGAUCCUCCCCCCCGGGACGGAACGGGGUCUUUCUCCGCUAGCUCCUCAUGCCGGUCCUGCGGGGAGAGAGCUGCAAAAGUUGCCGGAGAAGCAACGCGAGCGAGGAGAGAAAGCCAGAGAGAGAGAGGAGGGGGGGGGGGGGCAGAGGGAAGGCACAGGCAGUUUGCAAAUAAUCAAGCGCCGAUGGCACGGAUCGCGGCUCUCUUCCCCGAAGGAGGGAGGGAGGGAGGCAAAGGGAGGGAAAACAAAAGGGGACCAGGGAUCGUGGGCACUGGUCGAGGAAGGGAAGGGGAGGAAACGAGGGGAGGGGACCAGCCCACCCCGUCCGGGGAAAAAGAAGAGAAAGAAGGAGGUGUGGCAUGGCUUUCGCUCUCCACUUGUGGGAAACUUUACCCCGCAGUCGCCUAAAGACUUCAUGCUCCAGGAUUAUAUCCUUGAAAGAAGAACCAAAUACACAUCAAGCCGAAUCAAGGACUGGAAUCUGAAAUGGGGAAGAUUGAUAGAUAACGUCAAAGGAAAAGGCAAAUAUAAAUAACUGAACCAUUCUCUCUCCACAUUUCAUCAUUUAAAAUAAUAUCUGAAUAAAGGAAAAUAUUGUUCCUAGAGGGUGCGGGGAAAGAGGAGUGGGAGGAGAGUAAUAUCGACAGACACAAGUGGGAGAUAAAGGUGGAGUCAUCAAUGUUAAGAAUAUUAAGAGAAUAACAUUUUGUAUGUAUUUUGAAAUGGUGACUGGUUUUGAUAUUAUUCUACCUGUUUACAAUAAAAACAUUAAUUAUAUAAAAAAA